AUGAGCACUUCUGACACUUGUUCCCAAGUUUAUCACAGCAGGCUUGUUAGCAAGUUCUGCAUCAAAAGUAUAACCAAGUCAAACAAUGGAGAAAAACCGGGAAGCAACUUUCACCCUAGCUCUAGUAAAAAUCAGCCACUGUCUGGCAAAAAUAGAGUGGAAGAUUCGAGAGAACCGGUAGUCAAUGAAGAAGAGGAAAACACAAAUAGAGAAGAAGAACAAGGAAUAUCUCAAAGAAAAACUCGUGGGAGAACUUUGUGCAAAAAGAUUCAUGCAAGAACUUUUGAAGAGCGAGUAGAAGUGACCUAUAAUGAUGUUGAUCAGCCUAUCGGUCCCACUAAAAAAGUAGUAUCUGACUUGAGCCUCUUCCUGGGAACAUUGGCUAGGAACUCAACAUUUUGUCCUCUAAAAUAUACCAACUGGUCAGGAAUGCCGGAAAAAAAUAAAAACCGUGUAUGGAGAUAUGCUAAUCGGAAGUUUAUCUUGUCGGUUGAAGCACGAGAUUGGGUUGAGACUACUGUUAGAGAUGCAUGGAGAAGAUAUAAGUACAAGAUUAAGCAGCAUCAUUUUCUAAAGUAUCCCAACAUGACCGAAAGACUUAAACAUCGUCCUCCAAAGGUGCCAAUAGCUCAUUUUAGGGCGCUUUGUGAAUUCUGGAGUAAGGAGCCUAUACAAGCAUUGGCUGAAAGUAACGCUAGAAAUAGAGCUCAACUGAAGUGGCUGCAUCGAAUGGGUCCCCAAAACUUCUCUCUGACUCGUGAAAAACUGGUAAAUUUCGCGCUCAAUUAA
Molecule: messenger RNA, 789 nt
Organism: Medicago truncatula (barrel medic)
Lineage: Eukaryota; Viridiplantae; Streptophyta; Magnoliopsida; Fabales; Fabaceae
Exons: 5
Coding region: 1-789 (262 amino acids)
Source: RefSeq, a predicted model, not a curated record